This is a messenger RNA of Exophiala bonariae, 975 nucleotides long. RefSeq lists its product as uncharacterized. The transcript has 2 exons. Gene Ontology annotation, molecular function: hydrolase activity, hydrolyzing O-glycosyl compounds. The record is from RefSeq and is a predicted model, not a curated record. The coding region runs from base 1 to 975 and encodes 324 amino acids. Lineage: Eukaryota; Fungi; Ascomycota; Eurotiomycetes; Chaetothyriales; Herpotrichiellaceae. Gene Ontology annotation, biological process: carbohydrate metabolic process.
AUGGCCCACGAACCAUUGGUCACCCACAUUUAUACGGCGGAUCCGUCUGCGCAUGCGUUCGAAGGAAAGAUAUAUGUCUAUCCAUCUCAUGAUCGGGAGACCGACAUCCAGUUCAACGAUAAUGGCGACCAAUAUGACAUGGUCGACUACCAUGUUUUAUCACUCGAAGAAAUUGGUGGCAAAGUCACCGACCAUGGGGUAGCGCUAAAAGCCGACGACGUCCCUUGGGUCUCGAAACAGCUUUGGGCACCCGACGCAGCAUUCAUCAACGGCAAAUAUCAUCUAUACUUCCCUGCACGCGACAAGGAGGGCAUCUUCCGCAUCGGCGUCGCCGUGAGUGAUAAACCAGAGGGACCUUUCACUCCCGAUCCCGAGCCGAUUCAGGGCAGUUAUUCGAUCGACCCGGCCAGCUUUGUCGACGACGAUGGCCAGGCAUACCUUUACUUCGGAGGCAUCUGGGGCGGCCAGCUACAGUGCUGGUCAACAGGGAAAUUCGAAGACUCACAGUCUGGCCCCCAUGAACCAAAAGGAACUGACGUACCGGCACUCCUUCCUCGUGUUGGGAAGCUGUCCCCAGACGGACACCAAUUCGCUGCCGGUGUGCAGGAGGUGCAGAUUGUAGAUGAUGCAGGGAAGCUUCUGGUUGCAGAUGACCAUGACGGUCGUUUCUUUGAGGCCGCAUGGAUGCACAAGUACAAGGGCAAGUAUUACUUCAGCUACUCGACGGGUGACACCCACUAUAUCGCCUAUGCGGUGGGAGACAACCCAUUGGGCCCCUUCACAUAUGGUGGACGGAUUCUCGAGCCUGUUGUUGGCUGGACGACCCAUCAUUCAAUCGUCGAGUUCAAAGGGAAAUGGUAUCUGUUCUACCAUGACUCGAGUCUGAGCAAAGGUGCCAGUCAUCUAAGAAGUGUCAAAGUUAGGGAAAUUGUAUAUGACGAGGAUGGUAAGAUUGCUCUGGCAGAGAAGCAGUAG